Molecule: messenger RNA, 2064 nt
Organism: Knipowitschia caucasica
Lineage: Eukaryota; Metazoa; Chordata; Actinopteri; Gobiiformes; Gobiidae
Source: the annotation of a GenBank genome assembly
AUGGUGGUGAAUUCAGUGCACUGGUUUCGUAAAGGUUUGCGGCUGCACGAUAACCCAGCGCUACAGGAGGCCCUGAAUGGAGCGGACACAGUGCGCUGUGUUUAUAUCCUGGACCCGUGGUUUGCUGGAGCCGCUAACGUGGGGAUUAACCGAUGGAGGUUCCUGCUGGAGGCCCUCGAGGACCUGGACAACAGUUUAAAGAAGCUCAACUCACGAUUGUUUGUUGUCAGAGGCCAACCUACUGAUGUGUUCCCCAGACUGUUUAAGGAGUGGAAUGUGACGAGGUUGACCUUUGAGUAUGACCCAGAGCCUUAUGGGAAGGAGAGGGAUGGAGCCAUUAUCAAAAUGGCUCAAGAGUUUGGUGUAGAGACCCUCAUCAGAAACUCCCACACCCUCUACAAUCUCGACAGGAUCAUCGAGAUGAACAACAACAAUCCACCUUUGACCUUUAAGCGGUUUCAGACGAUUGUGAGCAGACUGGAGUUACCUCGAAGACCAUUGGCACCCAUUACUCCACAGCAGAUGCACAAGUGUCACACAAACAUUUCUGAGAACCACGACCAGCUCUACAAUAUACCGUCAUUAGAAGAACUAGGUUUUCGCACAGAAGGAUUGCCUACAGUAGUGUGGAGAGGAGGGGAAUCUGAGGCACUUGAACGACUCAACAAACACCUGGAUAAGAAGGUAUGGGUCGCCAGCAUCGAGCACCCCCGAGUGAGCACUUGCUCACUGUACGCCAGCCCCACCGGCCUGAGCCCGUACCUGCGCUUUGGCUGUCUGUCAUGUCAUGUCCUGUACUACAACCUGAGAGAGCUCUAUAUGAAGCUACGGAAGCGAUGCAGUCCUCCUCUUUCCCUCUUCGGACAGCUGCUAUGGAGAGAGUUCUUCUACACCGCGGCCACCAACAAUCCCAAUUUUGACCGCAUGGAGGGAAACCCUAUUUGUGUUCAGAUUCCGUGGGACCAGAACCCUGAGGCUCUGGCAAAGUGGGCUGAGGGUCGCACCGGGUUCCCUUGGAUUGAUGCAAUCAUGACUCAGUUAAGACAGGAGGGCUGGAUUCAUCAUCUGGCCCGACAUGCGGUGGCCUGUUUUCUGACCAGAGGAGAUCUGUGGCUCAGCUGGGAGAGUGGCAUGAAGGUGUUUGAGGAGCUACUGUUGGAUGCUGAUUGGAGUGUGAACGCUGGCAGCUGGAUGUGGCUGUCCUGCAGUGCCUUCUUUCAACAGUUUUUCCAUUGCUAUUGCCCAGUUGGAUUUGGAAGGAGAACAGACCCAACUGGAGAUUAUAUCAGGCGAUACAUCCCAAUUUUGAAAGACUACCCAAACCGCUACAUCUAUGAGCCUUGGAAUGCGCCAGAGUCGGUGCAGAAAGCAGCCAACUGUGUGGUUGGAGUGGAUUAUCCCAAACCAAUGAUAAACCACGCAGAAGGAAGUCGGCUCAAUAUUGAACGAAUGAAGCAAGUUUAUCAGCAGCUGUCGCACUACAGAGGAUUGAGCUUACUUGCAUCAGUACCAACUAUCCAAGAGGAAGCAGAGCCACCGAUGACGGAUGAGUCUCAAACGAGCAGUGGCCCUGACUCUCCACCUAAGCCUCCUGAUGUUGACACAGCAGGGUGCUCCACAGCUCCAGACUCGUCUACCAUGGGCAUGUCUUCAUUCACGGUGGACAACACGGCUCUGGAGGAGGCUUCCCUCCCACAAAACGAACCCCCUACUACCAUAUCGUCCACCUCCACUGACCCUAUGACUGGACAACCUAAGCCCCCUUCUCCUAUGUCACCGUCUGCAAAUGUAGCCCCCUGCUCAGGUCGCUCUAACUCACUGGGUCCCAGACGAAAGAGCCUGACCCGGAAGGCACGUUGGAACCAGAGACAGAGGGGCCGACAGAACUGUACUACGGCUGUCAAAGAGGACAGGAAGACCGAUGAGGAAUCCCGGGACAUCACCGGGACAUCAACAAUAACUCGGCAUGUACCAAGGAAACUCGUGGAUGAGACUUAUCAUCCUGCUCCUGUGGAAAACCAUGACACCCAAAGCCAUACCCCACAGAAAGCAGCAUACCUCUAA